This is a messenger RNA of Cladophialophora psammophila CBS 110553, 945 nucleotides long. RefSeq lists its product as uncharacterized. Bases 1 to 945 code for a protein of 314 amino acids. Lineage: Eukaryota; Fungi; Ascomycota; Eurotiomycetes; Chaetothyriales; Herpotrichiellaceae. The record is from RefSeq and is a predicted model, not a curated record. The transcript has 2 exons.
AUGUCUCUCUUUACAGAUCUGUUCUUGAGCUACAAAGACAAGUGGGUAGCACAACACUCUUUUACAACUAGGAAUGGCCCAUAUUACGCACCCGUGGGUGGCAAUCCGCCGGCCGCGGAAUCUCAGGCGGCAGAGGUGGAUCGCUGGAGUCGGCUUCACGGGAGGUUCGGCUCUAGUCGAUUCAAUACCGUCUUCUUGUUGUUGUUCCGACUAUUCUACCAUGCAUCUUCCUUCGAAGUCGCCCACACCGGUUACCCAAAAAGACUCUACUUGCCACUUUUCUCCGAGACAGUGUCGAAGUCUCCUGAAGAAGCCAGGGACGAAAACCCCCUCAACACCCCUGCAAAUCAAGGGCUUCCAGACUUAUUCAAGACUUUCAAGCGCUUCUCGACGAAAGAAUGGUUGGAGACGCUGCUCCAAGACCCCUCCGAAUUCAAGAACCUCAAGGUCAACUCAAUCACGUGGAUCAAGGCUCUCGCCUCCCCGUUCUCCCAUGAAUUCAUUCAGUUCAUCGUCGAGGACUCUGUCAGCCGCCAACGGACGCGUAUUGCCGCUGGCCGAGAAGAAACCGGAGACUGGGUCCUCGUCGGCUGGAAUUGGGCCUCGGGAGACACGCCAUCCCAUCAUUAUAACCUCCCGCUGCCACUCCUGUCGGUCACUUUCGAGGAUCCCAACAAGAAACCGGACUUGCGAGCGCUGGCUUACGUGCUGUCCGCGACGACGGAAAAGCAUCCUGCCUAUAAAUUUCGGAGAGAAAUGUGCUGGUGGUAUGCCGAGACUGUGUUGGAGGUGAUGCAUGAGCAAUUUGGUGGGAAGGUCAAGGAAUGGGAGUGGUCGAGGUAUCGAUAUUCGUUUAUUGUUAAGACGAGCUUCAUCCGGCGCAGGGCCUUGACCAAACAUGCCGAGUCGUUCAAACGGCAGCUGGCCGAGGAGAUGAGUUACUAG